Clupea harengus (Atlantic herring) is the source of this 2980-nucleotide messenger RNA. RefSeq names its product baculoviral IAP repeat containing 2 (gene birc2). Gene Ontology annotation, cellular component: nucleus; cytoplasm. Lineage: Eukaryota; Metazoa; Chordata; Actinopteri; Clupeiformes; Clupeidae. Gene Ontology annotation, biological process: positive regulation of protein ubiquitination; negative regulation of necroptotic process; regulation of cell cycle. Gene Ontology annotation, molecular function: cysteine-type endopeptidase inhibitor activity involved in apoptotic process; ubiquitin protein ligase activity. The record is from RefSeq and is a predicted model, not a curated record.
CACUAGCAUUCAACCUGUGGUUGUUUGACACAUAGACAUAUAUGUCUAUGGUUUGACAAACUAUAUGACCACUACUACUACACUGGUUCGUUGAGAAUUUUGAUAACGGAAUAUAAUGGUUUAUAGCAGUACGUUUUAAAUAGCUCUGCCACGUCGUUCUCCCCUGGAACCGGUCUCUACACGCAGGUAACGAAACUUAAGUGAACUCGUUUUUCAAGGUAUAGUUACGUUUCAAUUCUCCGAAAUAUAUGAGGCUGAUUACUUUAAAUUGGCAAGAGACUGGAAAACAGGAAGUGAAGUAACUGCACUGUAAUCAGCUGCUUCAUUCGGAGCCAUUUUAUGGACGUUGCGAAAUCCACGGUGUGGUAUUGUCCCAAGAAAUUACCUUUCCUACAGAAAACAGGUCUGACUGGCUUUGACGUGGAAAAGGGUGCUCUCAUCGGUCCCCUUUAAAGUGCCUGACACCUGUAUUUAUUUAAUUUCAUAAUUGGAUCUUAUUUUCCAGAAUGGACACCUAAACCCACAAUUAAGGGAUGCCCGUCAGAGAGAGAGGCUUGAAUUAACACCUCACCACAUUCACCUGCUAAACAAUUCUAGCCAUACCCAUUUUUUUCAGUUAGUUUGGCAUUUCAAAUGUUGUGCUUAAGCAAUAUAAUGUUUUCAAGAGAGAACAUACAUGGGAGGAGUGUGUAUCACAUUCCUCUUGACCCUGACUGAUGUUUCAACUACAACAGUAGGAUCAUCUCAUUUUUAGUUUCCCAUGGUCAGCUUCAAGAUCUUAGUUUGCAGUUUUGUUAUGUGUGAAUCAGCUUGAGGCGGAACUGGAAAUACAGUUCCUGCGAAGUGCUGUGUGUCACAUGACUGCAGUGAUAUGAGCAGUUUGUUGCAGUCUCCACUCCCAAGUGAGAUCACAAGUAUCCCUUGUGUCUCGGCACUUUUGAAUGGCACAGGAGUAAGAGGAAUGUGUGAAACCGUGUGUGAUUUUACCAUCCGUGAGGUUUAGCCUUAUCAUCUUUUAGCUAAUUAAUUCAAGCCUCUCUCUUUAAAUGGGCAUCCCUUUUUAUUUUCUCAAAUGGAAAUUCUACAAAACAAUCCUUUCCUGAUGGGUUUGUGUCGUAACAGUGCCCCCACAGACCUGCAGUACGACAACACCUCCGAGUUGUUCCGCAUAUCCACAUAUGCAAAAUUUCCCACCACUGCACCUGUGACAGAAAGAAGCCUUGCUCGUGCCGGCUUCUACUACACUGGUGUCGGGGACCGAGUUCAGUGCUUUCGCUGCAAAGUGACAGUGGACAACUGGCAGCCAGGGGAUUGCCCAGCCGAAAAGCAUAAACAGCUGUCUCCUAGCUGCCCGUUCAUUCAGAGCUUGCCCUCUACCGCCAACCUGCUGUCCUCCUCCCACUCUGCUUUCUCUCCCCUCCGUAAUGCCACUGCCCUCCAGAUGCCCGCUCCUGUGGCCGGGGCAGCUGCGCCUUCCUCCAGCCAGUCAGAGGAGCAGGUGGGCUAUCUCAACAUGGGCUUCAGUAAUCUGGCCCCGUCUAGCCCCCUGGCGUCACGUGGUGUGGAAGACAUGUCCCACCAGCGCCCGCAGACCUGCCAUAACCCCAACAUGCGCCGGGAGCAGGACCGCCUGGAGUCCUUCAAAGGCUGGACCCUGACCAUCAUCACACCAGCUGAAUUGGCGAAGGCUGGUUUCUACUACCUUCAAGGGGAUCGUGUGGCCUGUUUCAGCUGUGGAGGUCACCUGAGUAACUGGGAGCCUGGCGACAGGGCGGUGUCGGAACACCAGAGGCAUUACCCCAACUGCCGUUUUGUGAGGGGGGACCGAAUGGAAAACGUGUCUCUCGCUGAAAGCGGUGUCUUGACCAAUGUGUCCAACUCAGCCAUGCAGCAGUGUGAUGAGAGGCUUCUCACGUUUGUGAACUGGCCCCUCAGAAUACCUGUUCGCCCAGACCAACUUGCUAAGGCUGGAUUCUACUAUGUUGGUCGCAAUGAUGACGUGAAAUGCUUUUGUUGUGAUGGAGGAUUGAGAUGCUGGGAAUCUGGUGAUGAUCCAUGGGUAGAACAUGCUAAAUGGUUCCCAAGGUGUGAAUAUCUUUUGCAAGAGAAGGGCCAAGAAUUUGUCCACCAAAUUCAAGCCAGAUUCCCAAGACUCUUUGAGCAGCUGUUGACGAAUGGUGACAGUAACUCUCGUGAGAUUGUUGAUCCACCAGUUGUACUUCUCAGUCCAGGAGAGGAACGCUCAGAAGAUGCCAUAAUGAUGAACACACCUGUGGUGAAGUCUGCCCUAGAAAUGGGCUUUGACCGUAACUUGGUGAAACAGACUGUGCAAAGCAAGAUCCUUACCAGUGGGGAAAACUACAAGACUGUCCAGGAGCUGGUGUCUGACCUGCUUAGUGCAGAAGAUGAAAAGAGGGAAGAAGAGAAGGAGCUUUUUGCAGAGGAAAUGGCGUCAGAUGGCUUUACCUUUCUGAAAAAGCACCACACAGCCCUGACACAGAGACUGAAGAGUGUACAGAGCCUCAUGGAUCAUUUACUGGAAGAAAAAGUCAUUUCCCAGGAAGAGUACGACACCAUUAGCAACUGCACCACUGUCAAGCGGCAAACAGCCCAACUCAUCGACUUGGUUCUGUCAAAAGGGAACGCAGCAUCAGAGGUCUUCAGAAACUGGAUCAAAAAGAAUGAUGUUUACCUCUUGAGAGAAUUAAUGGCCCAGGCAAAUGAAGCUGCAUCACCGAGUCAAGAUCUUUCAGAUUUACCCAUGGAGGAGCAGCUGAGGCGUCUUCAGGAAGAGCGUACUUGUAAAGUUUGCAUGGACAAGGAGGUCAACAUCGUUUUCAUUCCCUGUGGACACUUGGUGGUUUGCAAGGAGUGCGCCCCCUCACUGCGCAAGUGUCCCAUCUGCAGAGGCGUAGUCAAAGGCACCGUUCGCACCUUCCUCUCCUAAAUACACAAGAACAUUAAAAUAAACUAAAACCAA